Molecule: messenger RNA, 1433 nt
Organism: Xenopus tropicalis (tropical clawed frog)
Lineage: Eukaryota; Metazoa; Chordata; Amphibia; Anura; Pipidae
Product: acid-sensing ion channel 1C-like
Exons: 8
Coding region: 135-1433 (432 amino acids)
Biological process (GO): sodium ion transport
Cellular component (GO): membrane
Molecular function (GO): sodium channel activity
Source: RefSeq, a predicted model, not a curated record
UCCUCCCGUCACUCUCGCUGCUGCAGGGACGGAGCCUUCCUACCCUUCGCCUCACAGAGACCAUUUGGCUGGGAUUUACUGGGAAUCUGCACUUAGAUUGCAAGCUCUGCUGGUCACGUGGCACUUCCUCUGUGAUGAUUGGUCUCGCCAGGCUGAUGGACCUGCUGAAGCCCCCACAGGACGAGGAAGGAGAGGAUGAGCCCAAACCUUCAGACCUGACAGUGUUUGCCAGCAACUCCACUCUCCAUGGGAUCAGCCAUGUCUUCCUGCCUGGUGGGGUGACCCCCCGGCGAGUCUUCUGGGCAUGUUCCUUCCUUGCCUCUCUCAGCUGCUUCCUAUUCCAAGUGGCCGACCGGAUCAUCUUCUACACCGAGUACCACCACGUCACCACCCUGGAUGAGAUGGAGAGCAGCCUCAUGAAAUUCCCGGCCAUCACCCUCUGCAACUACAACAGCUUUCGCAAGUCUGCCCUGACUAGGGAUGACCUCUUCUGGGUGGGGGAGUUGCUUGGCAUUGAGAAGGACUCCCCAGAAGUGUUGGAGGCUUUGGGGAUACCUGCAGACUCCGGACCCAUCUAUCCCAGCAAGUCCUACAACAUGCAGGAGUUCUACGAACGAGCCGGACACGUCAUGGAAGAUAUGAUGCUGGAAUGUCGCUACCGGAACCAGGAGUGUGGACCUGAGAACUUCACUGCGGUCUAUACCCGCUAUGGCAAGUGCUACACCUUCAACUCGGGGCAGGAUGGGUACGAGCUUCUCUACACCCUAAAGGGCGGCACGGGGAAUGGCCUGGAGCUGAUGCUGGAUAUUCAGCAGGAUGAGUACCUACCUGUGUUUGGAGAGACAGAUGAGACAUCCCUUGAGGCUGGGGUGAAGGUUCAGAUACACAGCCAGGAGGAACCCCCAUUCAUAGACCAGUUGGGGUUCGGUGUGGCCCCUGGAUUUCAGACUUUUGUGUCCUGCCAACAGCAAGAACUGGUUUACUUGCCCCGGCCAUGGGGCGACUGUCGUUCUGAGCCUCUGGACUCCCCUUACUUCCGCACCUACAGUAUCACCGCUUGUCGGAUCGACUGCGAGUCGCGCUACAUCGUUGAGAAGUGCAAAUGUCGUAUGGUGCACAUGCCUGGUAACGCCACUGUGUGCAGCCCUGACCAGUACAAGUGUGCGGACAUCCAGCUGGAUUUCCUAGUAGAAGAGGACAACACUUUCUGUGUGUGUGACACCCCUUGCCGCACAGUGAGAUAUGGGAAAGAGCUGUCGAUGGUGAAGAUCCCAAGCAAAGCGUCGGCCAGAUACUUAGCCCGGAAAUAUAAUAAAACCGAACAAUACAUAGCGGAGAAUAUCCUGGUUUUGGACAUUUUCUUUGAGGCUUUAAACUAUGAGACAAUUGAGCAGAAGAAGGCAUAUGAGAUGGCUGGACUUCUAGGUUUGUAA